AAAUUUCAUUCAGCUUUGUUCCAGAUGCAACAGUAUGUCCCAUAGUGUUCUUGGGCAUAAAUAAUGCAGUGAAAGCAGAGGCAACUUGCUGUAACUGUUUAACAUCAGAAGAUGUCUGGAAAUGGUGGAAAUCAGAACAUGCCGCCUGGCGGCGGUGGACCGACUCGGACGGGGACACCGCCUUCCACAACAGGGCAUCCCCCGACACCACAGGGUAGUGCUGGACCAUCUCCAAAUCCAAGCCCUGCAACUGGAGCUGGGAUGCAAGGGAGUCCCUCUCCUAGUCCCCAUCCAGCUCCUUCCCCCAGCCAUCCUCCCACCCCACAACCUCAGCCAACUCCCCCUCCUCAACAGCAGGUUCCACAGCCUUCACCACAGGGAAUGCAUGGACCCAUGCCUCAACCUGCUUAUGGGCAAGAAAAUUUAAAUGCUCUUCAGAGAGCCAUCUCAAGCAUGGAGCAGAGGGGUAUGCAAGAAGACCCUCGUUAUUCACAGCUGAUGGCCAUGGCCAACAGAGCUAAGCAGGCUACCACAGCUUCUCCAUCUCCUCCACCUGGGCAUUAUCCUCAACAGAUGCCUCCCAUGCAGAGCCCAACCCCUCCCCAAGGGAUGCUGCAUCAACAGCAGCCACAGCACCCACAGCAGCAGCAACCACCUCCAGGGUCCCAACCACAGCAACAGCCCCUCCCACCUCAACCAGGAGGACCUCAAGCACCCCAACAAGGCCCAGCAGGAACUGGGCAACCACAGGGCUAUGCUCAAAGUGGGGGAGCCCCCAAUGGGAGUGCCUCAUCUCCUCGUCCACCUGCAGGAAAUGUUUUCAAUCCAGUCCAGUUGCACCAGCUUAGAAGUCAGAUCAUGGCUUAUAGGCUUUUGGCUCGUCAUCAGAUCCUCCCACCCCCAUUGCAGAUGGCUGUACAAGGCAAGAGACCUGAGCCUCAGGGACCAGGGAUACCUCCUCAACAAGGAACAUAUGGGCCACCCGGCCUGGACCCGGUCAUCAUCCUGCAGGAACGAGAGAACAGGCUUGCAACACGCAUUGCCCAUCGCAUUCAAGAACUCAAUGAUUUACCGGGUAACUUGCCAGAGGACAUACGUUUCAAGGCUCAGCUUGAGCUCAGAGCUCUUCGCCUUAUCAAUUUCCAGCGUCAGCUGCGAUCAGAAAUUGUGACAGCUGUGAGGAGAGACACCUCUCUGGAAACUGCUCUCAACGUCAAGGCAUACAAACGCUGCAAGCGACAGGGCUUGCGAGAGGCUAGAGUCACAGAGAAGCUGGAGAAACAGCAGAAACUGGAAGAGGAGAGAAGACGCCGACAGAAACAUCAGGAGUUUCUCAAUGCAGUUCUCCAACACGGGAAGGACUUACGAGAGUUCCAUCGGAACAACCAGCAGAAGAUCGUCAAGAUCAAUCGAGCCAUCCUCACUUACCAUGCGAAUGCAGAACGGGAGAAGACGAGAGAGCAGGAGAGAAUCGAGAAGGAGCGUAUGCGACGUCUCAUGGCUGAGGAUGAAGAAGGCUAUCGCAAGCUCAUUGAUCAAAAGAAAGACAAGCGUCUUGCAUUUCUCUUAUCCCAGACAGAUGAAUACAUUGGUAAUCUCACUGAGAUGGUCAAGCAGCACAAGCAGGAGCAGCGUCGGAAGUUGAGAGAGCAGAAGAAGAAGAAAGCCUCUGAAACCAAGCUAGGUGUGGAUGAAGAAAGCCAAGGGGAACUGCGAGUCACCGUGGUGGAGACCGAGACUGGCCGCACCCUUACCGGAGAUGAUGCUCCUCUUGCAUCCCAGCUGGAAGCAUGGCUUGAAAUGCAUCCUGGAUGGGAACCUGCUCCAAGGGACGAGGCCGAUGAGGAAGAAGAUGAGGAUUCUGAAGAAGAUGAUGAUGAACAAGAUGGUAAUGAGGGCAGGGGCAGAUCAGGCAAUGAUCCAGAAGUGAAAACAGAAGAAGAUAAAGCUAAGGAAGUGAUCACAAAGGCAAAAGUGGAAGAUGAUGAAUACAAGACCUUGUCUGGAGAGAAAAACUAUUAUGCUAUUGCCCAUACAAUCCAAGAAGAAGUAAAAGAGCAGGCUUCAAUCUUGGUGAAUGGGUCACUGAAAGAGUAUCAAAUCAAAGGUCUGGAGUGGCUGGUUUCAUUGUAUAACAAUAACCUGAAUGGAAUCCUGGCUGAUGAGAUGGGCCUGGGGAAGACCAUCCAGACCAUUGCCCUUAUCACCCACUUGAUGGAGAAGAAGAAAGUUAAUGGACCUUUCCUCAUCAUUGUGCCUCUCUCAACUCUCUCAAAUUGGGCAAUGGAAUUUGAGAAGUGGGGCCCAACUGUGGUGAUUAUCACAUACAAGGGUUCUCCCUUGGCUCGGAGGCAGGUCCAAGCCCAGAUGAGAGGUGCCCGUUUCAAUGUCCUCCUCACCACGUAUGAGUAUGUGAUCAAGGACAAGGCAGUCCUCUCCAAGAUUCGCUGGAAAUACAUGAUCAUUGAUGAGGGGCAUCGGAUGAAGAACCAUCACUGCAAGCUCACUCAGACCUUGAAUACCUAUUACAAUGCACCACACCGUCUCCUCCUGACGGGCACUCCUCUGCAGAACAAACUCCCUGAACUCUGGGCGCUUCUUAAUUUCCUUCUUCCAUCUAUUUUCAAGUCCUGCAACACAUUUGAGCAGUGGUUCAAUGCUCCCUUUGCUACUACUGGUGAAAAAGUGGAGUUGAACGAGGAAGAAACGAUUUUGAUCAUUCGCCGUCUUCACAAGGUCCUUCGUCCCUUCCUCCUGCGUCGUCUGAAGAAGGAGGUGGAGUCCCAGCUUCCAGACAAAGUGGAAUACAUCAUCAAGUGUGAGAUGUCUGGCCUGCAAAGGAUCCUCUACAGCUACAUGCAGAACAAAGGAAUGCUGCUGACUGAUGGUUCUGAGAAGGGGAAAGGAGGAAAGGGUGGAGCAAAAGCCCUGAUGAACACCAUCAUGCAGCUGCGAAAGCUCUGUAAUCAUCCAUUCAUGUUUCAGCAUAUUGAAGAAUCCUACUGCUCCCACAUUGGAAUUCAAGGUGGCAUCGUCUCUGGACCAGACCUCUAUCGAGCUUCUGGGAAAUUUGAACUUCUUGAUCGCAUCCUGCCCAAGUUGAAGGCAACAAAUCAUCGUGUUCUCCUCUUUUGUCAGAUGACUCAACUCAUGACCAUCAUGGAAGACUAUCUGAACUGGCGAGGCUUCCGCUACCUGCGUCUUGAUGGCACCACCAAGGCAGAGGACCGAGCCCAACUCCUUGUCAUGUUCAAUGUUGCCAAUUCAGGAUACUUCAUCUUCCUGCUAAGUACCCGUGCAGGUGGACUUGGCCUUAACCUUCAGGCUGCUGACACGGUUGUCAUCUUUGACUCUGAUUGGAAUCCUCAUCAAGAUCUUCAGGCUCAAGAUCGUGCUCACCGAAUCGGACAGCAGAAUGAAGUUCGAGUCCUCCGACUGAUGACGGUGAAUUCCGUGGAGGAGCGUAUCCUUGCUGCCGCCAGGUAUAAGCUCAACAUGGACGAGAAGGUGAUUCAAGCUGGUAUGUUUGACCAGAAGAGUACGGGAUGGGAGAGACGCAUGUUCCUUCAGACGAUCCUACAUCAAGACGAGGGAGAGGAAGAGGAGGAGACCGAGGUUCCUGAUGACGAGACCGUGAAUCAGAUGAUUGCUAGAUCUGAGCAAGAAUUUGAAAAGUUCCAGAUCAUGGACAUUGAAAGAAGGAGGGAAGAUUCCAAAGCAGGGCCAAACCGGAAACCUCGACUCAUGGAAGAGGACGAACUUCCUGAUUGGUUGGUCCGAGGAGACCAGGAGGAGCUUGAGAUGCAGUAUGAUGAUGAUGAAGACAAGUAUUAUGGGCGUGGUUCCCGUAGUCGAAAAGAGGUAGAUUAUUCUGAUUCUUUGACUGAGAAAGAGUGGCUGAAAGUGAUUGGGGCGAUGGAUGAAGAAGGCCUUGAACUUGAGGACUAUCCAGAUGACCGUAAGAAACGGCGAAGCCGGGUGAAGGCAAAGAAACGGCGUUAUGAUGAGAGUGAUGAAGAAGCCACCCCACGGAGCAAAAAGAGCCGAAUUUCUCGCAUUGCUAGGGAGAAAAACGCAGCAAAACCUGACCCCAACAUGCGCCAUCGGAUGAGACGUCUCAUUCAGAUCGUGGUUGCGUACACAGACAGUGAUGGCCGGGUCCUCAGUGAACCGUUCAUGAAGCUUCCCUCAAAGAAGGAACUCCCUCACUACUAUGAGGUAAUCAAGCGACCCCUUGACAUCCAGAAGAUCAAAACCAAGAUCAAUAACAAUCGUUAUCGAAAUCUGGACGACCUGGAGACUGAUUUCAUGCAGUUGUGCAAGAAUGCACAGGAAUACAAUGAAGAGAAUUCAUUGAUCUAUGAGGACUCCAUCGUGCUCCAGUCAGUGUUCACAAAUGCCAGGGAGAGACUGGAGCAGGAAGGUGAACAAGAGGAAGAGGAAGAUGAUGGGGAAGGGGGGGAGAAUGAUGAUAACGAGGAGGAGGACGACGGAGAGGAAGUGAAAGAUGAGGAGGAAGAAGAUGAUGGAAUGAAAGUGAAGAUCAAGCUGAAAGGCGACAAGGGUGGGAAGAGCAUCCGACCGAAACGGAAGAGUCGGGCCACCAAGCGCUACUUGGAUGAGGAAGAUGAAGAGGAUGAAGAACAAGAUGUUUAG
Molecule: messenger RNA, 4656 nt
Organism: Darwinula stevensoni
Lineage: Eukaryota; Metazoa; Arthropoda; Ostracoda; Podocopida; Darwinulidae
Source: the annotation of a GenBank genome assembly